Medioppia subpectinata is the source of this 785-nucleotide messenger RNA. The record is from the annotation of a GenBank genome assembly. Lineage: Eukaryota; Metazoa; Arthropoda; Arachnida; Sarcoptiformes; Oppiidae.
GCAUUCAGUGUUGAUUUCCUUUUCCUCUUGAACUCACAUUUGGUUUGAAAUCAGUGUUGAGUCAAUAAUCGCAAGAAAUGCCCGCAAAGAGAAACGGAUUGAUCCCAAACGGCCACUUCCGCAAGGAUUGGCAGCGCUUCGUCAAGACAUGGUUCGAUCAGCCCAUGAGGAAGAAGAGGCGUCACGUGACGCGCGUGCAGAGGGCCGCGCGGGUGGCGCCGCGACCCACGCAACGUCUUCGGCCGAUCGUCAACUGCCCGUCCGUUAAAUACAACUCGAAACGCCGAUUGGGACGCGGCUUCACUCUGGAGGAGCUGAAGGCGGCGGCCAUCGCCGUGCGGGAGGCGCCCACCAUAGGAAUAGCGGUGGACCACAGGAGAGGCAACCGCAGCGUCGAGUCGUUGCAGAGAAACGUCCAGCGCUUGAAGGAAUACAAGUCGAGGUUCGAUACCAUCGACACGUGUUUCGAUACAUCGAUGUUAACGAUGCUUCCCUCCCACAGACUGGUUGUGUUCCCCCUGAAGGCGAAGAAGCCGAGGAAGGGCGACGCGUCGGCGGAGGAGCAGAAACUGGCGCACCAAUUGGUCGGAACGCUUCUGCCGGUGAGACGCGGCAAGAAGUACGUGAAGAGCGAGAAGGCGCGCGCCGUCACCGACGAGGAGAAGAAGUUCGCGGCGUUCCACACGCUGCGGAAGGCGCGCUCGAACGCCCGUCUGGUCGGGAAGCGCGCGAAGAAGGCGAAGGAGGCGGCGGAGAGUUUGGACGCGCCGAAGAAGACGAAAGAG